This is a messenger RNA of Prorocentrum cordatum, 603 nucleotides long. The record is from the annotation of a GenBank genome assembly. Lineage: Eukaryota; Dinophyceae; Prorocentrales; Prorocentraceae.
GGCGCCGAGGCGCCAGCGCUUCGCCGAGGGGCAGCUGCCGCGAGUCCGGCGCCCCGAGCGCUGGCAGGCCAGCCGCUGGCCGCUCUGAGGGGGGCGCGGCGCCGCAGGAGCCGCGCAGGGGCGCGCUGGAGGGGGCGCCCGAGGAGGGCGCGGCGAGGGCCCGGGCCCGCCCCCCACGGCAGGGCAGGAGCGCCAGAGGCAGCGAGGUGGAGCUGGCGAGGAGCUGCGGGCAGGGCGGCGCCGGCGCAGCGGGCGAAGGAGGGCGCCGCAGCCCGCGGGCGCUCCGUGCCUCCGUCCGCUCGGUGUUCGGCGGCCUCUCCGAGCUCGCGGGGGCGCCGGAGGGGGCCCGGCAGGCCAGCGACUGCGAGCACGAGCUGCUGCUCUCGUCCUCGACCUCCGUGCGCACCACUACGCCCGGGUUCUUCGAGGCGGCGGCCACCGUCGGCGAGGCGCGGCGGCGGGCGGCCGCGAGCUGGCUGGGCCGACCGUCGGGCCCAGGGCGGGGCGGCGGCGGCUGCCGGCGACGGGUGGAGGCGUACAGUGCGCCGCGGGGGUGCCGUCACCCCGCGUGGGCCCAGCCGCGGCCGCCGGAGCCUUCUGCAG